GGCCCAAAAACUAGCAGCACAAAGUACAUCGGCAAAAUCAUCACGCACCAGCGAUAUGUCAAAUACUUCCGCACGCAAUGGUGGCUUCUGUGGCGCCUUACAAAGGGCGCCACCGCCUAUGCCACCCGGUUUAGCGCGACGUUUGGCCAACAAGGAAAAUUAUGGUAUCGGCAAGGUUAAAGUUAUGCUGCGUGUUUCCGAUACCCACACAGAUCCGGAUACACCACACUUUAUGACAGUCGAUAAGAAAAAGCGUCAAGUUACGCUGACAGAUCCAGCAGCGGCCUCCAAUUUGGCGGCUUGUUCAUCACAGGAACGUGGUCCCAUGGUGGCCGCACCCAAAAUGUUUGCCUUCGAUAAUCUUUUUACAGCGGAAGAUCAACAGUCGGAUGUCUGUGCAUCUGCUUUGUCUGAAGUAAUCCCUGCCGUUUUAGAAGGUUCCGAUGGCUGUCUGCUUACCAUUGGUUAUCCAAAUUCCGGUCAGUCCAAGACUAUGCUGGGCGGUGUUAAUCCACCCACGGAAUUGGGUGGCAUUCCAUGUGCCAUUUCAUGGCUCUACAAGGGCAUUAAUGAACGUCGCCAAAAGAGCGGUGCACGAUUUUCGGUGCGUGUCAGUGCUUUGGGUGUUAGUGCCACGAAACCGGAUUCAACGUCAAAGGAUUUAUUGGCUGCUCAUGCAACGGACUCUGAUGACUCUCCGGGGGUUUAUUUGCGUGACGAUUUUCUGGGUGGCCCAACCGAGUUGCGUGCCCCCACUGCUGAACGUGCUGCCUUGUUCCUAGAUGCUGCCCUGGCAGGACGACCACAAGGUGGUCUUGAGCCAGCCAUGAUAUUUACCCUGCAUGUCUAUCAAUACAGUCUAUCACGUAAAGGUGGAGUGGCUGGUGGCCGAAGUCGUUUGCAUCUUAUCGAUUUGGGUGGAUGUGCAAAUCGUACUGGUGGCCUACCCCUCUCCGGUAUUGGUAAUAUUCUGCUGGCCAUAUUAAGUGGUCAGAGGCAUCCGCCCAACAAGGAUCACCCACUGACGCCACUGCUGAAAGACUGUCUGGCACCAUUGACGUGUCAUGUCUCCAUAAUGGCUCAUGUUAUGCAUACCCAGUCGCAUACGGAUGCCUUGACGACCAUACAAUUGGCUUCACGUAUACACCGCAUGCGAAGGAGAAAACAUCGCUUCCCCCUGGGUGGUGAUAAAUCAGGUGUGGGCGGCCUCACUUCCGGUCUAAAUGGCCAUCAAUCUACUGGUUCAUCGGCGGGUUCUGGUGCUGACCCUUCAAGUUCAGAAUUAUCAGCAGACACAGUCAUUUAUAUGGGACCAGGUGACGAUGCCACCGAUGGUGAACAUCCUCCUGUCUAUUUACCCUCACUGAGUAGCGGUGAUAACCGUGGUGUCAUGAGCAAAGCUCUCAAGGGCAGUGGUGUUGAGAAACAACAGCCAAGUCCCUCAAAGAUACCAGGUUCGGCCAAAAAAGUCAUAAGCCAAAAAGCAACACCACAAAGUCCUAGCAUGGCUGGACGAACGGGUAGCUUGAAACGUGGCACACACAGUCCCACACGUCAAUCGGCGACACAAAACACCAAUACCACAGCCACCGCCGCCGCCAACAGCAAUGAACAAAACCAAUUCUUUUCGCCUGUGCACAGCGUCAAAACGUUGCCCAAUUCCACCUCAUCACCGAAAAUCGUGGCGGGUUCGUUAAGGCAUCCUGGUAUGACCAUGAUGUGUUCAAAGGCUUCCAAUGUGCCAUCACCUAAGGGUUCACCUUUAAGGAGACCUGGUGUGGGUGGAGCUGCCCUUAAUACCAACACCGAAUCCGGUGAGUGUCCCGGCAGCCCCAUGCGCAAAAUAACUGAAGAACAAUGGAUCGAUGGUCCGAGAGUGUCACGGGCCAAGGUAGCCGAAGCACGCCAUCUCAUGCGUGAGGUCAAUCACAUAAAACAAUGUGAAACCUGGAUAGAUGGCCCCAAGUCCCAGUCCAGUCGUUCUCUUACAGCUGGCAAUUUACCCAUUGCUCCCUCACAGGCUCAAGGUUAUGGCUUCAUGGAUUCCCACAAAAAGUCGAUGAUACGGCAGUGGGUUGAAUUCCAAACUUCACAAGUCUUCCAAACGGUUUCGGCUGGUUCAUCACCAACGCACACCCACCGCGAACAACAGGCCCAACAUUUACGCAACAUAACCUAUCACAUGUCUCAACUGAAGCAAAAAUCGCUAGACAACACCGAAGAUAUUUACGCGACCAGCACUCGGCAGCAGACACACCAGACGAAUGGUGGCGAUCAGCAUUCGCUGCACAGCAGCCAAUUGGAAUUGGUAAAUCCUUUGGGUCCUGGUCUAACCAAUGCCGUCAGUACUACCAAUGCCUCAGCCCCCGCCGAAAUCCGUGAAGCUCAUCACUAUCGACAAAACUCCACUCAUUCUCAGCCAGCACCCCAACAACAACAAUCCUCAUCGCAUCCCAAUGCCAAUAUGGAAUUUAAUAACGAAGAGACUGAUUUACACUCCUUACAUUCGCACAGUAAUGUGGGCUAUGGCCUCAUAGGGCAACAUCAUUCCCAGGUGCCGCAUCAUAUACCCACGGCCACUGCAUCGGAAUCUAAUUUACCAAUGGAUCGACAAAAUGAUUGUGAUGAAGAUCAAGAUAGUGGUCCAUCGGAAGUACCACCAGCAUUGCCAUUAAUCGAGCCAUUGGGUUCGCGGGAAAUUUCUCAUGAAAGUUUACAUCGUAUUUUGUCAAGGCAUGUCUCAAGGGAAUCUCUAUAUCAGCAGCAUCAUCACCAGCAGCAGCAACAUCCCGAUCUUAGACGUCAUGAGGAACAGCAGCAGCAACAGCAUUUGUUGCAAAGGCAGUUGUCGCGACAAUCUUCGCAUCAUUACUCACAACAUAGUAUGGGUAUGUCUGAUUGUGGUCUGCAGGUCACCGAGGAGGAAAUCGCCCGCACUAUGUCGGGAGGAGAUCAUCCUUUGGCUGCUUUGAGCCACGUGGAAAAUAUGUCCAUUGUAUCGAGUUUCAAUAUGGCUGGCGAUGCGUUCAGUGAUUGUGCCAUGGGUGAAAGAACGAGGAACCAAUUUGACCAAUUAGCGCGUUUACGUGAGAUCUUUACCUCACAGCUAGCCAUGGCGGAAGUAACACCGGUCUUUCGUUCUGGUUGUGAUGUGGGCAGUGUUUAUAGUGAACCAGCAUAUCGUUUUAAUACCGGCCCUGGAAGUGUAUGCAGUGAACCGCCCUAUAGGCCACCCAGUCCCAGACAACCAUCACGAAGUCCCAGCCAAGGAAGUCUGCCAAGUCUGAAUGGUAUUAUGCAGAUAGCUGGUAUGGAACAAUAUGCUUCUCUGCGACAUCCUGAUGGUGCUUCCGAUCCUAAUCUGCCGAAAAUUGAAAAACCUUUCGUUUUGGAACAUGAAGAUAUCCACGAAGUUGAUGAAAAAUCCGCCCUAUUAUCGCCCUCGAAGCGUUCAUCCCUGGAGCAGGGUGAUGAUGAACAUGACGAUGUGAUUUUGACACAAUUGAAUACUACCCUACCCAUUACCACACAAUCCCAACUACCUCUAUUACCCCUAAAUACCUCUUCCGAAGCAUAUGAUAGUGGUCAUGACAGCUCAACACCCAGAACCUCAAAACAUUCGGGCAUCUCACGUCGUGCAGAGAGUGGUUAUCACAGUGUGGCCACAGCACGUGACAGUGAUGAAAGUAGUUUUACAUCGGGUCUCUCCAAGGAACAUCACAAUCGUAUUACCAUUACGAAAAAGAAGCGUCAGGAUAAAGGUUUGUGUACAUGGCUAAUGAAUCCUUUUACCUGUACUUAUCCCGAAACUGAGGGUGAAAUUAGUGAUUUUUAAAAGUGAAAAUAAAAUAGAAGUGACAUAAAAAACUUUCCUCUGACCACCGAACCAG
This is a messenger RNA of Musca vetustissima, 3890 nucleotides long. Its product is annotated as kinesin-like protein CG14535. Gene Ontology annotation, biological process: microtubule-based movement. The record is from RefSeq and is a predicted model, not a curated record. The transcript has 11 exons. Lineage: Eukaryota; Metazoa; Arthropoda; Insecta; Diptera; Muscidae. Bases 56 to 3835 code for a protein of 1259 amino acids. Gene Ontology annotation, molecular function: microtubule motor activity; microtubule binding; ATP binding.